Messenger RNA from Scaptodrosophila lebanonensis, 3706 nucleotides. RefSeq names its product ATP-dependent 6-phosphofructokinase (gene Pfk). Gene Ontology annotation, molecular function: monosaccharide binding; identical protein binding; 6-phosphofructokinase activity. Lineage: Eukaryota; Metazoa; Arthropoda; Insecta; Diptera; Drosophilidae. The transcript has 13 exons. The record is from RefSeq and is a predicted model, not a curated record. Gene Ontology annotation, cellular component: 6-phosphofructokinase complex; cytoplasm. Bases 133 to 3351 code for a protein of 1072 amino acids. Gene Ontology annotation, biological process: fructose 6-phosphate metabolic process; canonical glycolysis; fructose 1,6-bisphosphate metabolic process.
UAAUCUGUAAAAUUUUAACUUUCGACCUUUAAAAGCCACAUUGGAAAAUGCCUUAUGCAAAAUUUCAAUAGUCUACAAUAGUCCCACUUGGCAUGAAUCUUAAGAAAUUUCGAGUAUUAGCUAAAUUUAAACAUGCGUUUUCCAAUUCGGAAAGUUCUAUCAAAAUCCCAAACAAAUGGCUGCUGUCGCAUUUUGAAAAUGUAUGCAUAUUUCCACGACGACUAUCAAGAUAAUUAUGAUAAGAAACACUUCAAUGUCCGAAACGAAUUAGGCGGCUCCGAAUACAACGGUGCUAAGAACCAGAAGGGACUCCUCCGCAGAGCUCAAUGUAAUUUUUCACAGGAAAUGGAUGCGUUCAAGAAAUUUUUGAAUGUAGUUCAAGAUCCACUUGAUAAGUACAAAUUUUUAUUGGCACUGCAGGAUCACAACAUGCGUUUAUAUUACCGCUACCUAUGCGAACAUACUAGCGAAGUAUUGUCCAUAGUCGGUGCAGUCAAUGGUAUGUUCGACAAUAUCGACCGCCUGACUUCAAGCAAAAAUAUGCCAGGAGCCCUUUACAAUUACUAUCAGCAUGCUCAGCAGUAUGAGAGCGGGAAGCAACUAAACUUGCACGACGCAUUGAACAUUUUACGGGAGCGUGUUUAUGGCAAAAAGAAGAAUGUAGAUGAAAGGUGUGAUGUUACUCAGGAAUGCGAUAAUCGACCACUACAGGUGGGCGUAGCAGGUAAUGCUGUCCAGAAGAAGACGCAAAUGCAGUCAAACCGCCGCAUAUUUUCUGGCGUGAGACAGCUCGAACCUAUCUCCAGGGCUCGAAUUUUAAAAGAGCUGGAAAAUGAUUUUAUUAGGAAGGCUCAAGGAAGGUUUACGCAUAAAGACCAUGAUGACUGCGAAGAAAGCGAUGAUGAUGCCUAUAGAAAAUGUUGGGAGGAAAUAUGUGAGAAACGUGAUAGGGAAAUGAAAGAAUUGCAAAAGUGUAUUCAUAGUUAUCAAAACAUCAUUGACUACGUGCGUGCUCAUCGCCGGCCAUUUAGGGACAAGGGCUUGGCCGUCUUCACCAGCGGUGGCGACUCGCAGGGAAUGAACGCCGCUGUGCGUGCCUGCGUUCGUAUGGCCAUCUACUUAGGCUGCAAGGCUUACUUUAUUCGCGAAGGUUAUCAGGGCAUGGUUGAUGGAGGCGAAUAUAUACAAGAGGCCAACUGGGCAUCAGUCUCAUCUAUCAUUCACCGUGGUGGCACCAUCAUUGGAUCCGCUCGUUGCAAGGACUUCAGGGAGCGUGCAGGCCGCUUGAAGGCCGCCAAUAAUUUGAUCCAGCGUGGCAUUACCAAUCUGGUAGUAAUUGGCGGCGAUGGUUCCCUUACCGGUGCCAAUUUGUUUCGUCAGGAGUGGUCUAGCUUGCUAGAGGAGCUGCUAAAGGAUGGAACGAUUACUGAAGAGCAGCGGAAGAAGUUUGAUGUUCUGCACAUUGUUGGCUUGGUUGGCUCUAUUGACAAUGAUUUCUGCGGAACGGACAUGACCAUUGGAACGGAUUCGGCUUUGCAUCGCAUUAUUGAAGCUAUUGAUGCCAUUUCCAGCACGGCCUAUUCGCAUCAGCGCACCUUUAUUAUGGAGGUUAUGGGUCGGCAUUGCGGCUAUUUGGCCAUUUCAGCUGCCAUAGCCACUGAGGCAGAUUAUUUGUUUAUACCCGAAGAGCCCGUACCACUAAACUGGCAGGAAUUAAUAUGCCAAAAAUUAACUCAGGAGCGUUCGGCUGGCCAACGUUUGAAUAUCGUCAUUGUGGCAGAAGGCGCAAUGGAUCGCGAGGGUAAUCCCAUUACCGCAGAGCAUGUUAAGAAGGUCAUAGACGAUCGCCUCAAGCACGAUGCCCGCAUCACUGUUCUUGGCCACGUGCAGCGUGGUGGUAAUCCGAGUGCAUUCGAUCGCAUUUUGGCCUGCCGCAUGGGUGCCGAGGCCACUUUGGCCCUGAUGGAGGCCACCGAAGAAUCGGUGCCUGUGGUCAUUUCUCUAGAUGGAAACCAGGCCGUGCGUGUUCCACUUAUGGAGUGCGUAGAGCGUACUCAGGCCGUGGCCAAGGCCAUGGCGGAGCGCCGCUGGGCAGAUGCUGUGAAAUUGCGUGGUCGUUCGUUCGAGCGCAAUCUGGAGACCUACAAGAUGUUAACGCGCUUGAAGCCCCCUAAGGAGUCAUUGGGCGUCGAUGGAAAGGGCAUUGAGGGAUACAGGUUGGCUGUGAUGCAUAUUGGUGCUCCCGCUUGUGGUAUGAACGCUGCCGUACGCAGCUUUGUCCGCAAUGCGAUCUAUCGCGGCGACGUUGUUUAUGGUGUCCAUGAUGGCGUCGAGGGCCUUAUUGCAGGCAAUGUGCGCGAACUGAAUUGGUCUGACGUGUCUGGUUGGGUUGGCCAGGGUGGCGCCUAUUUAGGCACGAAGCGAACACUGCCUGAGGGCAAGUUCAAGGAGAUUGCCGCGCGUCUUAAGGAAUUCAAGAUCCAGGGUCUAUUGAUUAUUGGAGGUUUUGAGAGUUAUCAUGCCGCUGGUCAGAUCUCAGAUCAGCGCGAUAACUACCCAGAGUUCUGUAUACCAAUUGUUGUCAUUCCAUCGACCAUCUCAAACAAUGUGCCCGGCACAGAGUUCUCGCUUGGUUGUGACACAGGCUUGAAUGAAAUUACCGAGAUUUGCGAUCGCAUUCGUCAAUCAGCUCAGGGUACCAAGCGUCGAGUGUUUGUUAUUGAGACCAUGGGUGGCUAUUGUGGUUAUUUGGCUACCUUGGCCGGUCUGGCUGGUGGUGCUGAUGCUGCCUACAUUUACGAAGAGAAGUUCUCUAUCAAAGAUUUGCAGCAGGAUGUCUACCACAUGGCCUCUAAAAUGGCUGAAGGUGUCGCGCGCGGCUUGAUUCUGCGCAAUGAAAAAGCCAGCGAGAACUAUUCCACCGACUUUAUCUAUCGUCUAUACUCGGAGGAGGGCAAGGGACUUUUCACCUGCCGCAUGAACAUCCUGGGUCAUAUGCAACAGGGAGGCUCACCUACGCCCUUCGAUCGCAACAUGGGCACCAAGAUGGCGGCCAAGUGCGUCGACUGGCUGGCGACUCAGAUCAAGGGCAAUAUCGAUGGCAAUGGUGUGAUCAACUGCAAAUCGCCUGACACUGCCACAUUACUCGGUAUUGUGUCCCGUCAAUACCGGUUCACGCCUCUUGUUGAUUUGAUUGGCGAGACAAACUUCGACCAACGUAUACCCAAAAAGCAGUGGUGGUUGCGUCUGCGUCCACUGCUGAGAAUUUUGGCCAAGCACGACUCUGCCUAUGAGGAGGAGGGUAUGUACAUUACUGUCGAGGAGGAAUGCGAUACCGAUGCUGUUGCUUGAAUUGCCACCAGAAGCGUUAACCAUAUAUCAUACCCACUGUAGCUGCUCGGACGCAACUAUGCGCGGAAUUAAUCUCAAUGUUGUUUUGAGUUUCGCACUAUUAUGUUUUUAUUUUAUUUAAUUGAUGUAUUUAAUAAUUUCAUUCGCAAUCAGCUACUGCAAUAUUCGCGUCGCGACAUUUUGUACGAUAGUUGUUUUCAGCUCAGGACAAGUAAAUCACAAACCCCAUGCAGCAAUUGUAAGAUAUCAAUAAUGUUACCGGAAAACGCGUGUCUUAAAAUACAUAAGAGUUACUGAUAUCCAUGUCAAAUAGUGUAUUACUCAUCUACACAUAUAUACAUACAUAUAUUAUUUA